AGUGAAGCACUUAUGUGACGUACUGGAGGAUUCACACUGUAAACUGGAGAGAUUGAGUUUAAGCUGCUGUUAUAUGACAGAUGAAGGAUGUUCUGCACUAACUUCAGCUCUGAAAUCAAACCCUUCACACCUGAGAGAACUGAACCUUAGUGGCAACGAACUAGGAGACUCUGGAGUGAAAAGCCUCGGUGAUCUACUGAUGAACCCACAAUUCAAACUGGAGAAACUACAUCUGUGUGAAUGCAGUAUUAAAGAGAAACAGUGUUUCAUCUUGACUUCAGAUAUGAAAUCAAACCCAUCACACCUGAGAGAACUGGACCUCAGUAGAAAUGAACUAAAAAACACAGGGGUGAUUCACUUAUGUGAUGUACUGAAGGAUUCAUGCUGUAAACUGGAGAGAUUGAGGUUAAGAUACUGUUAUAUGACAGAUGAAGGUUGUUCUGCUGUGACUUUAGCUCUGAAAUCAAACCCAUCACACCUGAGAGAGCUGAACCUCAGUGGAAAUGGACUAGGAGACUCUGGAGUGAAAAACCUCUGUGAUCUACUGAAAAAACGACAAUGCAAGCUGGAGAAACUAGAUUUGAGUAAAUGCAGUAUUACAUACGAGCAGGGUCUCAUCCUGACUUCAGCUCUGAAAUCAAACCCAUCACACCUGAGAGAGCUGGACCUCAGUGAGAAUCAAAUAAAAAACACAGGAAUGAGUCAAUUAUGUGAUGUACUAAAGGAUCCACACUGUAAACUGGAGAGAUUGAGCCUAAAUUUCUGUGGCAUUACAGAUGUUUCUUCUUUAACUCAGUCUUUGACAAACACAAAAGCACUGCAGUUUCUAAAAGAGCUUGAUCUGACAAACAAUAUGUUUGGAGACUCAGUUAAGCUGCUCAUUGAUGUGCUACGAGGCUCAAACUGUAAACUAAAACAGGACUGUGAACAGUUUUUGUUUAGAGCUGCCACAAAGCACACUGGUGGAGCAGUGAAGUGAAGAGUCAAUCAUCAGAACAGAGCGGA
Carassius auratus (goldfish) is the source of this 1005-nucleotide messenger RNA. Its product is annotated as ribonuclease inhibitor-like. NCBI's taxonomy places the organism in Eukaryota, Metazoa, Chordata, Actinopteri, Cypriniformes, Cyprinidae. Gene Ontology annotation, molecular function: protein binding. The coding region runs from base 74 to 979 and encodes 301 amino acids. The record is from RefSeq and is a predicted model, not a curated record. The transcript is spliced from 8 exons.